This is a messenger RNA of Tympanuchus pallidicinctus (lesser prairie-chicken), 3058 nucleotides long. It is a transcript of the gene IFNLR1, whose product is annotated as interferon lambda receptor 1. Gene Ontology annotation, molecular function: protein binding. The record is from RefSeq and is a predicted model, not a curated record. NCBI's taxonomy places the organism in Eukaryota, Metazoa, Chordata, Aves, Galliformes, Phasianidae.
CAUGCAGUGACCGCGCCGCAGCACGCUUCCUGCACUGCCCCUCCUCAGGAAGGGAUGGGGCAGGAAAGGUUACUCAGACAGGGUUUGCCCUCGUAGUCUGAAUCAUGUAGCGCGGACAGGCCAGAGGCGGCAAAACAAUGUGUUCCUCAGCUGCCAGCUGUACGCAGAGGCCCAGGCACAGCGCACUGAGGAGGGACAACCCCUGUCCCAAAGCAUGGACAUGACUGAGUAGGCCAGUGGGAGAAUGCGGGAUUUGCGCAGUGAUGGAUGCACCAAUGCAUCACUAACCCAGACCCUGCAGCAGCCGCAUGGUCGCUAUGUGCAAACCGCCAGGCUCCCAGCAGCGCACUGACGGCUGCAGCAGCGUUCUACCCCACACAUCCCUGUAGAUGUGGCUCUGCGUACCGUGCAGGUAAGGCGGAGCGGGGGGGUCAACGCCCAGUGGCACGGGACGGCCAAUCGCACUACACAGAGUGUGGCGCGCACACGGCGUCCACCCGGAAGUAGGUUCCGGAAGUAGGAGUGGGUUCCGGUAGUCUGUUCCGGAAGUACCCGCGGCCGGAGCGCGGCUCAUCUCUCCGGGCGGCAGCGCCUCCUUGCGACCGGAGCUGGGAGAGCAGCGCAGAGCCCGGCCCCGCCCAACCUGGCCCUGAACGCCCUCAGAGGUGGAGCUCAGAGAUGGCUAACCUCUCCGGCCAGCAGUGCGAGCGCUUCACCGUCUUCUGAGCAAAACAUUUCUUGGUACCAUCUAACCCAAACCUCCCUCUUUUAGUUGAUGCCACUCCCCUUUGUCCUGUUCACCCUGGUUCAGAGCAAAAUCCAAACAUGGAGCAUCCCAGCUCCGCACUCUGCUUUCCGCGCGGCGUCAUUCUGUAUCUUGUAGAACAUACUCUUGGCCUGAUAAAAUACACUGAGAGAAUACACCUUGGCUUCUCGUAAGUAUGAGGCUGACAUAACUUCACAUAGUUCUGCUAACAGAUUUCUAUACCUUCUAGGUUAUUAUCAGGUAUCUCAUGCAGUAAAACGUUGUUUGAUUUCUAUAAAUAUUUGACAGCCACACAGGUAAAUUCCAAAGGUCACUUUUUACGAGGUGCCUCAGAGGAAAGGGCUCAUGCCAUGUUCCGUUCUCAUGUAGCCCAUUCCAGAGAUCAACUCUGUUACACUGGAGGGCAUUGUGCUGCAAUCUUUGCAGCAUUUCUGCUUUCAUCCUAAGCAGUCUCACCUCUGCUCCCUCUUCAGUUCGAUGAGUAGUGCCACGCAUGGGCUGCACAAGGAAGUGAAGCUGUGCACAUGCGUGUCAGUAAUUAACCACAUAUUCCUCCACCAUCUAUACAACUUAAUACAGGAAAACAAUACGAUGACAAGGUAGCAAGGAAAGAAAUAAAUUUCAUGUGGAAAAGUUCUGCUUCAGUAUGUCUGCAUGGAGAAUCAGAGUGCUGGCAGUUCUCUGCUUCCUGUGGCAGCCCAGAGGUCAUGGUCAACUUCCUCCUCCUCAAAAUGUUACAUUACUGUCAAAGGAUUUUGAUAUGAUUUUGACAUGGACUCCAGGAAAAGGAUAUCCACCAGAUGUGUCAUACACUGUGAGAUAUGAAAGCAAGACACGCAUGGACAAAUGGAUAAAGGUUCCUCAUUGCAGAAACAUUCACAGUAUCUCUUGCAACCUCACGUGUGUGAUUCCAAACUUCUUCAUUAAAUUCCGGGCUCAAGUAAAAGCCGCUUCUGGACGACUCCAUUCGCCAUGGGUAAAAUCACAGUUCAAGGAGUACCAUUUAGAUGUGGAACUGGCUCCCCCACUGCUAAACAUGAAUGUAAAGGAAGACGUAAUCCAUGUGAGUGCCACUUUUCCUAUGGCCAUCUGUGUGGAGAGUUUAUCUUGGAUGUAUGACUUCAACUUUUGGGAAGCUGGAUCCGAAGACAAGAAGCAAUACAAAAGUAUCUUUAGGAAAAAGGCAGUGACUAUCGACACCACUGCACUCAGAGGCAAUUACUGCUUGAAUGCCAGAUCUUCCAUUCAAAGCAUCGACUUCAAGCACAGCAAAUUCUCUCAGCCAGUGUGCAUGCUGUUAAACCAUAAAGGGGAAUGGAAGUUCCCUUUUUCCGCCACGAUCCCGGUCUGUGUCCUCCUCAUCCUUCUGACAAGUGCCUCCAUCAUUUGGCUGCUGAAACAAGAUGCAAAGCAUAAGCAGAUGCCUCAAGCUUUGGAUUUAUCUAAUUGUAAAAUUGCUGGACCAACCUUUUGCUGUGAGCGCAAAGAAAAUGAAUUCCUCACAGACUGUCUUAUCUGCACAGAUAGGCCAGUGUCACAAGGGAAGAAAAACAAAACUUUAGCACAAAACAACAAACUAUGGAUGGCUUCCUUCCUACCAUCAUCAUCAUCAGAAGAGGAAGAGGAAGAAGACAGUAGUAGUUUCAUACCAUACACUGAAAUGCUUCAGUUUCCAAGGAGACACUUCAUCUGUCAAACAUCCAGAACAGCUGACGCAGAAACUAUCUUGGGCUCCACAUCUGGAGGUCUCACUCUGGAUGGUGGAUCCGCAUUUGACUUAAGUGCCCUGGGUUUCUCUUUCUUUCCCACAACAAAAAAUGAGGUGGACACCUCAGGAUCCCAAGGAAAUGAAAAGGCAUCACAUUCUGACAGUUCCUCUUUGGGAAGACUAUCACUCACUGAUGUGAGAUUCCCAGCUCCCAGGGAACAUGGACAGCAUGACACAGACAGCGAUGACUGCCUGGAAGUGAGCAUUCUUCACCUACUAGCAAACAAGAGUUGCACCAAGCUUCCAGCUGAUGAACACUGUCUGUAUAGGAAAGAUCAUGAUUUUACCAUAUAUUACCAGAAAUCAACACUUGAUCAGCCUGUCCAGGUCAGUGAGAACUCGCUGCUCAAUGAGGAUCCCACCAUGGAAACUCAUUUACUUUCAGACAUCACAGGUGGCAGAAGAUGAAGGUAUUGCAAGUGACUGUGACAGUGAUAAUUGCACAGGAGGAACACCUCCUGCAUCCACAGUGCUAGGUGAUGCAUUUAGAACUUCAGAUAUGGAGAAAAGAUAUGAUAAAAAGU